Molecule: messenger RNA, 1305 nt
Organism: Aureococcus anophagefferens
Lineage: Eukaryota; Pelagophyceae; Pelagomonadales; Pelagomonadaceae
Exons: 2
Biological process (GO): transmembrane transport
Cellular component (GO): membrane
Molecular function (GO): antiporter activity; xenobiotic transmembrane transporter activity
Source: RefSeq, a predicted model, not a curated record
GACUUCGCCGACCUCGCGAUCCCAGCGCUCCUGGGCCUGGCCAUCGAGCCCGUGGCGUCCCUCGUGGACACGGCCUUCGUCGGCCGCCGCUGCGGCGAGGCGCCCCUGGCGGGCGUCGGCGUCGCCGUGAGCAUUUUUAACAUCCUCGCCAAGUCGAUGAACUUUUUGCAGAGCGCGACGUGUUCGUUCGUCGCGCGGUCGCGGUCGCAAGACGCGGCGCCCGGCACCUUCUGCGACCGGUCCGCGGCGCUCGCGGCGGCGUCGAUCUCAGCGUCGAUCUACGUCGCCGUCGGCGCCGGCGCCGCGCUGGCGCUCGCGCUCCGCUGCUUCGGCGACCGCGCGGUCGGAACGCUCCUCGGCGUUAGCGGCGACGCGGCGGUCCGAGCCCACGCGUCGGCCUACCUCAGCUAUCGCUGCUGGUCCCUGCCGCCGGCGCUGGCGCUCAUGGCCUUGCAGGGCGCGUUCCGGGGCGCGCGCGACGCGUCGACGCCCGUCGCGGCGCUGCUCGCGUCGUCCGCCGCGAACGUCGCGCUCGACGCCUUGCUCGUGCGGGGCGUCGACGGCGCCGCGGGCGCCGCCGUCGCGACGGCCGCGGCCCAGUACCUCGGCGCCGGCGUGCUCCUCGCCUCCUUCGCGAAGCGCGCGGGCGGGCUGCCGCGGCCGCCGGCCGCCGCGUGCCGCGCGGUCGCUCGGUCGGGCGGCGUCCUCGUCGUCCGGACGCUGGCGACGGUCGUCUGCAUGCAGUACGCCGCCGUCGUCGCCGCGAAGCUCGGGCCCGUGCCCGGCGCGGCGCACGCCAUCUGCUUCCAGGUCUGGCUUUCGGCCAGCCUGCUCUCCGACGCCGUCGCCGCGGCGUUCCAGGCGCUCCUCGCCGAAGCGCUCGCGAACCGGCGGCCGGCGGACGCGCGGCGCGUCGCGGGCACGGCCCUUGCGCUCUGGGCGCUGGUCGCCGCCGGCAACUUUGCGUGCCUGCGCGUUUUCGGGCCGGCGAUCGUCCGCUUCUUCACGAGGGACCCGGCGACCGUCGCGGCGGCGGCGGCGAUCUGGCCCGCGGUCGCGCGGUCCCAGGCGCUCACGUGCCUGUCGUUCGUCGUGGACGGCGCGCUCUUCGCCGCCGAGGACUACAAGUUCACGGCGCUGGCCAUGCUCGGCGGCGCGGGCGCGGCGGGGUGGACCAUGGUCGCGCUCGCGCCGACGCGCGGGCUCCCGGGCAUCUGGCUCGGGCUCGAGGUCCUCAUGACGCUGCGGAGCGCCACGGGCCUCGCGCGCCUCGCGUCGCGGACGGGGCCCUGGCGCGACGCGUGG